AAAAAGUGCGAGGUAGCGAGAAAUGGCGUCGCAAGUUGUUUUUUAUUCGUAAUCAAUGUGUUUCUAAUCAUUAUAGAUGAUUGUAAAAGCUAUACGUAUUGUUAAGAUAAUACUGAUCAGUUCCGUCGAUGUUUAAUUGAAGAACUGUGGUUAUAUUGACGUGAUUAUAUCUUUGACCGUCGGACAAUGGCGUCGUCGAACGAAGCGAGAGUUACCAAUGUAAAAGUUAGUGAAAAUCGCGAUUUCAUGGACAAUUACUGUGGCUCCAAAAGCUUAGGAGAUGCCGGCGAAGGUGCUAAACGUCGUCGUACAACAUACGACUGUAAAAAUGUGUCUCAACAGGGAUGCGGGACAAGUGUGUCAACUGAUCUAAAACAUACACCAUCAACUGAAUCCAAAGGUAAAAAGCGCAAGCUCAGCGAAACAUCAAAGGAGCUAUGUGUAUGGGGCGAAAACACUCGGCCGUCGAAACAAAGCAAGAUAUGGCCGGUGUUCGACUCCGGAGGGUACGGCAACGGGGCUGUGCUGAAGCUCAAUGUCCUCAAGAAGACACCACCCAUCAAAAACCCCCUACUUUUCCACACAACCUGCAACCAGGACUUCGAGCUAUCAGAGAUCAACCGCGAUCCCUUCAAAGCAGACUGGUUUGGAGGUCUCCAUGCCUGGUGGAAGCAAACACAAAUGUCCAACAAAAUGGCUGACGAUGACGUGACAAAGAAAAUAUUUUCCUCAGUGUCUCGUCAACUGAGAAUCAUCAACACCCAUUUUCAAAGGUCCAUGUUCAAAUACAAGUAUCCUAGGGUAACAAGACAGAAUGUCCUAUUAGAGAACUCCUCUGGGAUUCGUAGACCAGCUACUCAUUUUAACCUGACGCUGAAGGCCAUUAGGUUCCAGUGCAAUCCCCGCAGAGAGUUGCCCUGCUAUGGCAAUCUAGAACUGCCCUUAAAGAUAAAGCAAGAGAAUGUCAAUUCGCAAAUGUUUCCUGCGAUAAGAAGUGUAAAGAGUGAAACAGUGAGUGACGUGAAGGUUAAAGUAGAGAAAGAGAGGGACAGGGAGAAGGAGAAGGAACGAGAGAGGGACAGGUCAUCCCACCGCCAUUCUUCAUCAUCAUCAUCAUCGUCAUCCUCCUGCCACCACUGCCGCCGCCGCGCUCGCAUCAAGCGGUGCUCCAUCGGCGUCCAGUGCCGCAGAGACAGGGCAGCCGGAGCACCCCUGCCCAACGACAGCUGGGGACCUCUAGCUGAGACACCCACUGUCAAAGAACUUAAGUAUCAUAGACUUAUGCGAGUGGAGACGCAUCCGAAUGGCGGAGCUAGCGUUGUGUACUUACACCAGCGUGACGUGGACAUGUUGAGCGCACCGCAACAGGAGGCACUCGCCAAGGAGUUCUUGAAGUUGGUGUUCUCGGAGGACAGCGAGGGCUGGGCGCACUUCGUGUGCGGCGUGGUGCGGGGCGCGGCGGGCGCGUUCCCGUGCCUGCUGCAGUACCUGGCGGCCGCGCACCCCGCGCUCUCCGUCAAGGCCGGCGUGCUCGCGCGCGCCUCCGACAUCGAGACCACCACGCUCAGCAGAUACUACCAACAGGUGCAACAGUCGUACGCGGCGGGCACGUUCCGGUGCGGGCCGCUGCACCAGAUCUCGCUGGUGGGCACCGUGCACGAGGAGGUCGGGGGGUACUUCCCAGACAUGCUCGACAUGCUCGCCACCUGCCCCUUCCUCAAUUUGACAAUGCCGUGGGGCCCAAUGUCUGCAGUGGAGAUGGAGCCGCAGGAGUCCAACGAUGGCCCCAUCCUGUGGAUCAGGCCCGGAGAACAGCUUGUACCCACUGCAGAAUUAGGGAAGAGCCCUAUUAAAAAGAGAAGGACGGGUAUAAACGAGCUCCGUAACCUCCAGUACCUGCCUCGCUGGAGUGAAGCGCGGGAGUUUCUCUUCGAGGAUCGAACCCGCGCUCACGCAGACCAUGUAGGCCACGGUCUCGACAGGAUCACUACUGCUGCAGUUGGUGUACUAAAAGCGAUCCACUGCGGCGACGAGUCGGACCGCGGCCGUAUAACGAAGGACGUGGUCGCGUUCCACGCGGCCGACUUUAACAAGCUCGUGCAGCUACUACAGCUCGAUCUCUACGAGCCUCCCAUCUCUCAGUGUGUCACCUGGUUGGAAGAAGCGAAGCUGAACCAGCUCCGCCGCGAGGGCGUGCGCUACUCGCGCCUGCCGCUGUGCUCCGACGACAUCUACUUCUUGCCCAGGAACAUCAUACACCAGUUCCGGACCGUCUCCGCUGUCACCUCUGUCGCGUGGCACUUACGUCUGAAGCAGUACUACCCGACGUCGGAAGCUUCCUCCCCGGCCGAAGAGCGUCCUGCCGACCCAGUACCUGUCACUAUCAACCAUACUACAGAGCCUAAAAAGUCAGCUAAACACAAAGCCGGUGUUAUCGAAAUGAGGGCACUGAGCGCGAAGUUCCACCAAAAAUUAAAUCAGAAGUCUGCUCUAAAAGUGGCACCCAACAGAAAGAGUGUCGAAACACAAGUCAAAAGCACAGACAAGAAGACAGACAAACAGGACACAAGCAAAUCAGACAAAAUUGAAGCCAAAUCUGAAAAGCCAGAACUGAAAGUCGACAAAACAGAACCCAAAGUUGAUAAAUCAGAACCGAAGUCUGACAAGUUAGAUGGUAAGCCUAACAAAAUUGAUUUGAAAGCUGAAAAGACUGAUUUAAAGACAUCCGAGAAAAUUGAGCCCAAAGCAGAGAAAACUGAAAUCAAAGAGAAAAAUGAGAAAUCUGAAAAAGUAGAGCAAAAGUCUGACAAAUUAGACAAAUCAGAUAAAAUUGAGCAAAGUAUAGAAAAGUCCGAAGUGAAAAAUGAUAACGUAGAUAAAGACAAAAAUAGAUCAGAGAAAACAGAAAUCAAAACUGAGAAAACAGACUCAAAAUCUGACAAAAUCGACACAAAGUCAGAUAGGACAGAAAAGUCUGACAAAAACCACAGGCACAAGGACUCUGACAAACAUCGCUCAGACCGUUCAGAGAGGUCAGAUAAGACAGACAUAAGGCACGAGAGGUCUGACAAGGAUAGGUCAGACCAUCAUCGCCGUCGCUCGUCAUCAUCGCGUCACAAAUCGUCUCACCAUAAGUCAGACCGACCGAGAGAACAUAAGAAAGAGCACAGGAGUUCAGACGAGAGGAGAAAUGAGAAACAUAGAGAUAGGUCUGACAGUAGUAGAGACAAGUCCGACAAGAUGGCGGACAGCGGGAAGUUACCAGUGGAUGUGGUCCAACGACCACCAGAUUAGUGGACUAGAGUGAUACAGUGAAGUGAAAGUGUUUCGUGAAGGAUUUUGAUCAGUAAGUAUGUUGUUAUAAGUUUCAUCAUAAGAUCUUGAUCACUUUUGAAUUGGUUACGGAGCGGAUCUCAUAUUUUAUACGUCUGAUUUGUGUGACUGAUCGAGUUGGAAAAUUAUUAACUAAUUUAUUGUACUAUCCUUUAGUAUAAUUGUUAUUUCGCUGUCUAUUCAACGCUAUUUUCAUUCGGUUGCGCUAUAGAACGACAGGACGCUUCGUAUAAUGCCGUCUUUUUGACCGGCGGAGAGACUGUUUGUCUGCGGAUUUUGAAUUUGGACGUCUUUUUCAAGUACAAACUCUUUAUUCCUGAAGUUUUAUAGUGUAGCUUUAAUUUUUAAACUGCCUGUUACAUGAAACAUAUAUUUGAAGGGGCCAAAACGACACGAUUUUGCGAAAAAAAUAAAAUCAUUGACACUUGCACUUCAAUAUAUAAUUAGGGGAAUUCUAGAAAGUUGUUCAAUAGCUCGGGGUCCUUCAUGAAAUAACACCAACUUCUUAGCACUAGGGUACACUGUAAAUAAUAUUUAUAAGCAGCCUCUUAGAGGCUAAGCAGAGAUGGUUAAUGAAUGAACGCGCAGUUUUAGAUUUUCUCUCAGUUGACGAAUAUGCGCGGUUAACUUCAGUGUUGCUAAAUUAAAGUGGUGUUGCCAGCAUAUGUAUUUAAUAAUACCAAUGUUGGAUUAUGCCCUCAGAAAUAGAAAUUCUGAAAUUAAAAAUACAUAUUCUUCAAUUAGAUUUUAAUAAUCAUAACUUGUAAUGUUUUGAUUUGUUUUAUUUUAUUGACAAAUAACAGAAAAAUUCUGUGUCAAUUACGAAAAUUAAUUGCAAUCGUAUUUUGAAUUGAUAUAUGAAGAUUUUACCAAGCAUCUAUAUUUUUAUUUAAAUUUUAAAUAAUUUAUUUUACCAUAUUUUUUUUAAUCAAUCCCAGUGGCCUGUAAGAUAUAAUAAAAUAAUUUGAAUCUUAAAGAGCAGCUAUCCAUGAUGAAUCAAGAUAACUAUAAAUGUGUAGUUGAUUUAUUAAAAAUAUUUUUCAUAAAAACUCUUUUUAAGUAAAAAAA
This is a messenger RNA of Spodoptera exigua (beet armyworm), 4401 nucleotides long. Lineage: Eukaryota; Metazoa; Arthropoda; Insecta; Lepidoptera; Noctuidae. The record is from the annotation of a GenBank genome assembly.